Messenger RNA from Amborella trichopoda, 1349 nucleotides. Lineage: Eukaryota; Viridiplantae; Streptophyta; Magnoliopsida; Amborellales; Amborellaceae. The record is from RefSeq and is a predicted model, not a curated record.
CUCUCUCUCUCUCUCUCUCUACCUUCUCUCUCUCUCUCUCUCUCUCUCUCUAACACACGCAGACAAGUACGCAAACACUUCGGCCCGCCUGAAAAUUCCACCUUCUCCCGGGAAGAUGCCUCGAACACUAUCCUUAAACCUCUCAUCUUUCUCCCCGUCUCGCUCUACCCCACUUCAUCAACGGCCUGCAACCAUUUCUCUCACCUCAAUUCAUGCUUCUCCACCCAAAAUUUUUAAAAACCCAUUUCUCAAAUCUUCAUGUAAUCCUCCAAAAUUCUCUCUUUCUGUCGCUGAGAUGAUCCCAAGUCAAUUGCAGAGUAAACCUUCUCCAGCUGAGGUUUCAAGAACAAUAAUGGAGCUCAGCUCUCAAGGAACGCUUUCUAUAUUGACCCAAGAUGGUUGUCCUUUGGGAAUUGGUGUUAGGUUUGUUGUUGAUUCUCAAGGGAUUCCUGUGUUGUGCUUGAACCCCUUGAAUCAGCUUGCUUCUUUUGUAUCCUCUGAUAAAAGGUCCAGCCUCCAUGUACAGUUAGGGCAGAGUGGGUCAAGGACACCACAAUGUACUUUGCAGGGUCUGCUUCUUAGACCACAAGAUGAAUUUCAUACUAAGAAACUUCAAACAUUAUGGAAAAAGAAGUUUGGGGAAGAGGUGGAUGAAGGCGUUAUUCAUAUAGUUUCGGUUGAUCAGGUGCUUCAUUUAGAGGAUUUCAAAGAGGAUUGCUUGUGGGUGACAGGGCCAGAUUAUAGGAAUGCAGUGCCAGAUCCCCUUCGUGACUGUGCCGGGAAUAUUGUAAAUGAGAUGAAUGAUAAGCUUAUGGAGGAUGUCCUUCGCUUUUGUGACAUCUUUGUAGAUUUGGAUUUUCAGGUGAAAAAUGCGAGGAUGGUAUGGAUUGAUCGGUUAGGGUUUGAUGUACGCAUUCUAACUCCUCAAAUGGAUGUAUUGGAGGUCCGCAUACCUUUCCCUAGAGAGGUAACAGAUGAGAAAGGUGCUAAAUCUUCAUUAACUUGCAUGUCACAACUUGCAUGGGAAGUGGAGAAAAAUUAUAGUGGCCCUGAAUUUGAGAAGGUGAAGUGCUUCAAGAAGUUGAGGUAAAUUUGACAAUUGACUUGGAUAACACUGAUAAGCAUCACAUUUUUGGAGGUGUGGUGUCUUGUGAAUUUAUUGACCUUGGGGCCUGCGAGACCCAUUGUUUUGGUCCUUGAGGAUGUUUUAUUUCUUUUCGACUAUUGUACUGCUAAAGAGUAGAUGAACUGGUUCAGUAUCGAGAACUUUGUUUUAUGGAGAUUGAAGCCUUGCGGCUUCUGAGUUGCAUGCUGUACAGUUCAAUAAAUGCUCACACUCUUUCUCUCUC